Molecule: messenger RNA, 2754 nt
Organism: Mytilus californianus (California mussel)
Lineage: Eukaryota; Metazoa; Mollusca; Bivalvia; Mytilida; Mytilidae
Exons: 10
Coding region: 37-2754 (905 amino acids)
Biological process (GO): sodium ion transport
Cellular component (GO): membrane
Molecular function (GO): sodium channel activity
Source: RefSeq, a predicted model, not a curated record
UUAUGGAUUUGCAUAAUAAUUUUCUGUGGUAGUAUUAUGACAUACAAUAUGGCAGACAGACUGAUGUAUUAUCUACAGUCUCCAGUAAACGUUAAUGUGAAGAUCCACCACAAUACCUCACUCAUAUUUCCAUCAGUUACCAUCUGUAAUCAGAAUGCAUUCAGACUAACAGCAGCGGACGAACAUAAUUGGUAUGAUUUUAUAGAAACAUUGUAUAACUCAAAAAGAACAUCAACGGGUAUAGAUUGGAAUAAAUACAAUGCUACAAAUCUGACGUUUAGUGAAUUGUAUUUAAAAACAGGUCACACAAAGGAAGAUAUGAUACACAGUUGCAGUUUUGCUGGUAAAAAAUGUGGCGCUAAAGAUUUUAAAACUAUAUUAACAGAUCAAGGACUUUGUUUUACCUUUAAGCCAGACAUAGACUCUAAAUUAAGACACCGUCAUGAAUUGCGAUCAUGGCACACAGGAUCAGAUAACGGCUUGAAAUUAGUUUUGAAUACAGAGCAAUAUGAACAUAUGGACGGUCCAAAUAUCGCUUCUGGCAUUAAAGUGCUGGCCCAUCAUGACACCGACAUACCAAGAGUGAAGGAACUUGGGAUUUCUGUUCCAACAUAUUCGUAUGCUAUGAUAGGAGUAGAUCUGACAGUCAUCAAGAGUUUAAGAAAACCUUUUGGGAAUUGCAAGGAUAAACCUCUCAAUUACAGCAGAGAGUAUACAAAGGAUGACUGUUUAUUUGAAUGUUUAAGUAGAGUUGCUGAACAAAACUGUAGUUGUAAAAAUUACCUGAUACCAAAAGAAAAACCGAAAACACCACCCGAGUAUGUCUUUAACAGCAUGAAAUCCUUCCAGUCGUCUGAUAAUUACAACUAUACUGAUGAUGAAGAUUAUGAAGAAGAUGAGGAACCAGAUUUUGUACCGGCAGACUCCCCUGUGCAUGCGUCUUCUGGAAAACAUGUUCAAGAUAUAAUCGAGACAUGUUCUAUUGAAAAGUACUUACAAUGUUAUCAGAAAAAAUACGAUUUGGCAUUUCUUGAAUACCAUUCCCAUUGCAACUGCCCAGCACCUUGUUCCUCCAGGAUAUAUAAACCGUUGAUGUCUUAUGCCUCAACUGUGGAGAAAGAUGAUGAUCAAAAUAAACAAACGAUUGUUUAUUCUAGUGGCACCGAAUUACAUGGAGAUCUCACUUUACAAGCCAAAGUGCAAAAGGCAGUUGAAACAAAACACAGAAAGAAUGCAGUCAGACGAAAAAUAUUCAAUCAAAUACGAAGCAACUUUAUGCAGGAAUAUAUAAACUAUAAAAAGUUGUUUGGCUAUGGCAUACUUAUGUAUAACUGGAAUACAAAAUUCUCAAACAUGUUAGAGUAUGAUCGGAAAAGUAUAGAAAAGAUGAAAGAAUUGUAUCUAUUUCAGAUAUACAAUCUAGAAUAUAAUUUUAUUUUGGCUCGUAAAGUAAUGGAAGAAGAAACGAUAUCAACUGUGUGUCAAGGAUACAAUGAAAUCAGAUCAAUUGUGGAGAAAACCUUAACGUCCUUUUCGGGGAAUAAGGGUGAAAACCAAGCAAAUAUUUUAUUUUACACAACAAAACUGUUUAUUCAAAGCAAAUUGGAAAAUGUUGACAAUGCUGUUGAUAAUAUAACAACACUUUACAAUUCUUAUAAGUACGGAAAUCCUAUUUUUCAUCACUCGUAUAAAAAUUUUAGCGAGAACUAUAAUUAUUUCAUUGUCCCAAAGAAGUUACUAAAAGAAUCUCUGGGCCACUAUUAUGAAUAUGCAAACAAAUAUCCGACACCAGUAACAGGUGAUAUUGAAAGUAUACAUCUCAGCUUAAAUGAAUAUUUGACGAUGCUAAACAGUGUUAUGGAGUAUGGAAAUCUCAAUGAAACGUUAAUGUCUGUAGUUAGCAAAAAUUACAAAGACAACUGUAGAGCUUUCUUGUACAAUAAACGUGUUUUCCAAAGGGAAUGUGUUGAUAGACCACUUGAAAUAUUAAAAACACGUUAUAAUAAUUUCACAUCUUUGACAGAUAAGUAUUUAAAAUCUAUGGACUUUGUUUUGAACAAAUAUUACCAAUUUAAUUCAAAACUUGUAGAGAAGCCUCAUUUAAAAGAGUUUUUACUGUUAUUACAAGACUACUUGGUCAAACCGGAUAUAACAAAAGAUGAUUUGUACAGAAAAUCGCGCUUAACCAAAUUAAGCAUUGCGAGAAUUGUAUUAGAUUUUGAUGGAUUGAGAAGAAUACAAAGUACUGUAUAUGAUAAAUUGUUCGAAAGUAAAAAUGCAAUAGCCGAUAUCUGGAGAGUGAUCAAAUACGAUGAAAAUAUCAAGCCGUUUUAUGAUUCAAUGAAUAAAUCAGAAUUUUUUAAUUCUCAUUUCACUUAUUUUAAAAAAGGGUAUAAAAAUGGAGGAUAUAGUAACAUUGAAAGUUUAGCUCGAUGGUGGGGGAGACCAAGUGAUGUCGUGUAUAGCAUUUCAAAUUUAGAAAAACGCUUUGACGAGUUAUAUGAAGACUUGAAUUUAUUCAAGAAGCAAACGAGAAUUGAUGAUAACUUCAACAAGACAAAUUUUUUGCCAAUAGAUAUUUUCUUCAGGGAACUGAGCUAUAUGGAAAUAAAACAACAAGAAGCCUAUGAUGUAUGGGCAUUUUUUUGUGAUGUUGGAGGAGCACUUGGUUUAUUUGUUGGUGCAAGUGCAGUGACGCUUUUUGAGUUUAUGGACUGUUUGGUACACGUGGUGUUAACUUUAUGUAAAAAAUAA